Messenger RNA from Fragaria vesca subsp. vesca, 1280 nucleotides. RefSeq lists its product as uncharacterized. The transcript has 6 exons. Bases 3 to 1238 code for a protein of 411 amino acids. Lineage: Eukaryota; Viridiplantae; Streptophyta; Magnoliopsida; Rosales; Rosaceae. The record is from RefSeq and is a predicted model, not a curated record. Gene Ontology annotation, cellular component: membrane; chloroplast.
AAAUGGCGUGGUUAUCCUCAACCUCAGUUUCUGGUUGCGGCUGUCAUUACAACCCUGGGACUGUUAGGCGGCCGCGCUGUUUGGUUAAUGAUAUCAGGAAAAGAAACAGUAGUAGCUCAUGGACAGCGCUAUCAUAUUCUAAUUGCCUUGCUCUUUUUCAAUACAAUCAUAUUCGCAAGCCCAUUCAUUUCGGUGCCAAUUGCACAGCCAGUGGUGGUAAUGAGACCACAGAGCUCAAAGAUUCGUCUGACAUGGUUGACUGCGUGGGAACAGGGCAAGACGUAGAGUGCGUGGUGACAGCCCAAGGAGAAGAAGAUCGUGGACUGGAACUGGAAUUAGUAGAACAAUUGCAAGAAUGGGCAGUGCUGGUCUCUCCCUUCUUCUUUUGGGGUACGGCUAUGGUGGCCAUGAAGGGCAUUCUGCCAAAGACCGGCCCUUUCUUCAUCUCAGCCUUCCGUCUGAUUCCUGCUGGCUUCCUCCUCAUCGCCUUCGCUGCCUACAGAGGCCGCCCCUUUCCUUCUGGCCUCACCGCUUGGCUUUCUAUUGCGCUCUUCGGCCUCGUUGAUGCUGCUUGUUUCCAAGGAUUUCUUGCUCAAGGUUUGCAGAGGACGUCUGCUGGUCUGGGCAGCGUCAUAAUUGAUUCACAACCUUUGACAGUCGCUGUACUUGCGGCCUUGUUCUUUGGUGAGUCCAUUGGCUUCCUUGGAGCUGCAGGGCUUGUUCUUGGUGUCAUUGGACUUUUACUUCUUGAGGCACCUUCACUUGCUUUUGAUGGAAGUAACUUUUCAUUGUGGCAAAAUGGGGAGUGGUGGAUGCUUCUCUCUGCUCAGAGCAUGGCAGUUGGUACAGUCAUGGUGCGUUGGGUUUCCAAGUACUCUGAUCCUAUUAUGGCGACUGGAUGGCAUAUGGUUAUUGGCGGCCUGCCUCUUGUUAUAAUAUCCAUUCUUAAUCAUGACAAUGCUGUCAGUGGGAGUCUCGUGGAGUUCACUGCAAAUGAUACAUUGGCUCUCCUUUAUACAUCCAUUUUUGGAAGUGCCAUCAGCUAUGGUAUAUACUUCUACAGUGCAACAAAAGGUAGCCUGACAAAACUCAGCUCCCUCACCUUUCUAACCCCAAUGUUUGCUUCGAUAUUUGGGUUUCUAUAUCUUGGUGAGACCUUCUCACCCUUGCAACUGGGUGGAGCCAUGAUUACUAUUGUUGCAAUAUACUUGGUUAACUACAGAACUAUUGUUAAAUGAAGAAUAUAAUCAAUAAUGUACAAAGAAGGGGAACGACAGAAA